AUGAGUAACAAUUACCAAAGAGCCCCUCAAGACCCUCCUUAUCCUCCACCAGGAUACGGAUCUCUUUAUCCACCGCCACAGGGUUACCCGGUUACACAACUACCACCGGGUUACCCGUCAGCACCACCGCCACCAGGUUCCGAAAGCUACCCUCCUCCACCGCAACCUGGUUACGAAGGCUACCCUCCGCUGCCGCCGCCUGGUUAUUCAACAACCUAUCCGCCGCCUGGUUAUUCAACAACCUAUCCGCCGCCUCAUCCUCAAUACCAAACCUACCAAGGCUAUUUCAAUAAUGGAUAUCCUCCUCCGAAUUACAAUUGUCACCAUGUUCAGCAUCAUUGCCACGAUAAUAAUGACGUCUCCUGUUUCUCUUCUUUCUUUCAAGGCUGCUUUGCAGCGCUCUGUUGCUGUUGUUUUCUAGAGGAGUGUUGUUUUUGA
Lathyrus sativus (Indian pea) is the source of this 438-nucleotide messenger RNA. NCBI's taxonomy places the organism in Eukaryota, Viridiplantae, Streptophyta, Magnoliopsida, Fabales, Fabaceae. The record is from the annotation of a GenBank genome assembly.